Molecule: messenger RNA, 528 nt
Organism: Alternaria infectoria
Lineage: Eukaryota; Fungi; Ascomycota; Dothideomycetes; Pleosporales; Pleosporaceae
Exons: 2
Coding region: 1-528 (175 amino acids)
Source: RefSeq, a predicted model, not a curated record
AUGGACAGCGGCGACGCAGUUUCUGAAGGUCAAGAUGGUGACAAGGGCUCUAAGGUCCAAACAUCGGCGAGCAUGGCGAGCACGGUCAAAGAGCCGGAGAAUGAGACUUUGGAGAAGGCAAGGAACAGCUACGUACAUGCUCUGCUCAGUCACAAGCGUAAACGAGGCGAAGACGAGGUCUCUGAGCUGGAGGACCUGCGAAAGAAGUUCGCGCGACAAGAAAAGGAAAACGCCAGCCUUCGUCAGGACGUCGAGAAGUCCAAGUCUGACAGCGAGCUGCUGAAGGAGCUGAAGGGGCGGUGGAAACACUUCGCGGCGAGGAUCAAGAGCUAUGAAGAUACCAUCAUGAAGUACGCGAAGUCCGCCGAAGCCUGCAAGCCGAUCAUUCUGGACGCUAUCGAGAGCAAAUGGUACGCAGAGCUAGGCGGUCAUGACGACAAGGAACGCAAGUUGCUGGCGGCCGAGAAGGCUCGUGCGGAUUACAAGGAGCUGUUCGAAGUUUCAGACACCGCACUAUCAAAGAAAUGA